Molecule: messenger RNA, 5004 nt
Organism: Talpa occidentalis (Iberian mole)
Lineage: Eukaryota; Metazoa; Chordata; Mammalia; Eulipotyphla; Talpidae
Gene: ABRAXAS1
Product: abraxas 1, BRCA1 A complex subunit
Exons: 9
Coding region: 47-1279 (410 amino acids)
Biological process (GO): attachment of spindle microtubules to kinetochore; protein K63-linked deubiquitination; mitotic spindle assembly
Cellular component (GO): nucleus
Molecular function (GO): microtubule binding; polyubiquitin modification-dependent protein binding
Source: RefSeq, a predicted model, not a curated record
CGUGCCCCGCCCCCGCCGUCGCGCGCGGCGCUGCGGCGGCGGAAGUAUGGAGGGCGAGAGUACGUCGGCGGUGCUCUCGGGCUUUGUGCUCGGCGCGCUCGCAUUCCAGCACCUUAACACCGACUCGGACACGGAAGGUUUUCUCCUUGGGGAAGUGAAAGGUGAAGCCAAAAAUAGUAUAACGGAUUCCCAGAUGGAUGAUGUUGAAGUUAUUUAUACAAUUGAUAUUCAAAAAUAUAUUCCAUGCUAUCAGCUUUUUAGCUUUUACAAUUCUUCUGGUGAAGUAAAUGAACAAGCACUGAAGAAAAUAUUAUCAAGUGUCAAAAAGGAUGUGGUUGGUUGGUACAAAUUCCGACGUCAUUCAGACCAGAUCAUGACAUUUAGAGAGCGAUUGCUUCACAGAAACUUACAGCAGCAUCUUUCAAGCCAAGAACUUGUUUUUCUGCUAUUAACACCAAGUAUAGUAACUGAAAGCUGCUCUACUCAUCGUCUGGAACAUGCCUUAUAUAAACCUCAAAAAGGACUUUUUCAUAGAAUACCUUUAGUUGUGGCGAAUCUGGGCAUGUCUGAACAACUGGGCUAUAAAACUGUGUCCGGCUCCUGUAUGUCUGCUGGUUUUAAUCGAGCAGUGAAAACACACAGCCCUGAAUUUUUUAAAGAAGAUGGAUCUUUAAAGGAGGUACACAAGAUAAAUGAAAUGUAUGCUUCUUUACAAGAGGAAUUAAAGAGUAUUUGCAAAAAAGUAGAACACAGUGAGCAAGCAGUAGAAAAACUACUAAAGGAUGUAAGUAGAUUAAAACGAGAAAUUAAAAAAAGAAAAAGAGCACAGACUCAAGCAGCACGAGAUACGAAUAUGCAAAAAGAGCCUCAGGAGAACGUUUUUCUUUGUCAAGCUUUACGGACUUUUUUCCCUGACUCUGAAUUUCUUCAUUCAUGUGUUAUCUCCUUGAAAAACAGACAUGUUUCUAAAAGUACCUGUCAAACCAACCACCAUCUCAGUGUGGCAGACAACCUGACCUUAAUGGUAGAAUACACCGACAUUCCAGAAGCUAGUCCAGCUAGUGGUGCACUGCAGGUGACUAAGCGUAAAGCUUUAGAUACAGAUGAUGAUUGGCAAUUCAAGAGGACACGGCUGUCAGAGACACAAAACAAACUAUUAAAAACAGAUACUGACAGUAGUAACCAAGAAAAAGCAUCCACCGCAAGCAGCCCAGAAAUAGAUGAAGAGAUUGAGAAAAUGAAGGGUUCUGGUGACUAUCCACAGUCUCCUACUUUUUGAUUCUUUUAGGCCAAAUGAUUUUUGACUGGCUGAAGGAUAAAACUAAAUAUUGCUAUUGUUUUGAUUCUGUUCAGUUAUUUUAAGUCAUACAUAGAUAAGUACAUUUAUUUCAUAAAUAUUUUAAAAAAUAUCAUGCUUUUAUUUUAAAACCAAAACCUUUUUUUCCCAUGUAAAAAAGCUUGAACACCUUUUCUUUUAAAUUCAUACAGCCGUCAUUAGAAUUGGAAAAGAGACUAGCCUUAUUUUCACAAUAGAAAAUCUAAAUCAUGGAAAUUUUUACCUGUCAUUAAAAUUCCUACUCCUUAGUGAUGAAUCUAGAGGUUCCAAUUAUGGCAUAACGAUAGUGCAUCAUAAACGGUAAUCUAUCCCUACUCUAGUGUCCGCUACACAAAAAUGAGUGAAUCCAAAAUUUGAAUACAGAAUAAGCUUGGUAAUGCAGUGUAUUUGGGCACAGCAUUUGGUCAAUUAAGCUGAAAAAUGCUAAAGUGGGGACUCAGAAAAAUAUAUAUUACUUACAUAUGAAUGCCUAUCAGAUUUCCUUUGAAUAUAAAGCAAAGUAUACAUUUGUCAACUUUCUGUUGUAAGGCCAGGAACUUUAUCGCAGUAUAAGUUCAGUGAUUAUGUAAAUCAGUCAUAAUUUAAUCUUUGCAAUUCCCAGUUUCUUUAAAGUGAAAAACUUAAAUUUGUGAAGCAGCCUCAGUACGAAAUGCUACUGGGUUUUUUCAUUUCUCAGCACUCUCCCACCCUUGGUCUUACUAAGUUGUUCUAGUCACAUCUAAUUUAACAAGUAUUUUUUAAAAGCCAACUUUUGUUUUUCCAAGUCAUUUAAUAUUCACUGCAAAAACAACUUACUGCUCACAUUUUAUCAGUACAAUAACAAAUGAAACUGACACAGUUCUAAGAACAAAAUACCUGACUCUUGACAAUGCACGGCUCAUGGGCUUUAAUGUGAUAUUUAGGAAGGAUGUAAAGCCCAGUGUAAUCCCGUGAGUUAGUGAAGUGGCAGCUAAGAGACCUUUUGUUGUCUAGUGUUUGUCUUUUCCAUACUUGUGAGAAUUUUCCAUGAAGCAUGUAUAUCACAUGAAGCCUUUGUAUUUCAUUCAGUGGAUGAGACUGCAAACACACAUUCUGACCAUUGUACUUCCAUCUGUUACUAAAUAAUAGAUUCAUAGCUACUAUCAAAAGCUGUCAUCUUUUAUCUGUGUAAAUAUGCAUUACCAUGGAGUGCUUUUGAAACCCACAUAGCAUUAUAGAUGAUUUGUACAAAUAAUGAGUUUCUGCUGGGAUUGAUUUACUGAUUACUGUGAUGUAGUGCAGGGCAGAAGGAGUGGAAAUAUGCUGUCAGUCUAAACCCUAAUUUAAUUACAAACACAACCAGAGCAUACUAGAACUUAUCACACAACACAAUGAUUGAAUUCAAUCAACAAAUUAAUAAAACGAUAUACAAAGUAGACUAGGAACUUAGAAGCAGCAAGCCAACACGCAAAUGUCUUCUGAAGACAAGAUUGAGAUUUUUUUUCAAAGACUGCUUACUUACUGAAAUAAAAGUCUACAUGGGUCUUCGUACAAGCUCAGUUUGCUAAAUUGCUAUGGAGAAGCUACAAAAGUAUUAAGCUCAUUUUUGCACAAUUACCAGUCUCCUUUGAAGACAGCACUGCUAAUAAAUUUAGUGAGAAGCUUGCUGAGGUCAGUACACAGCCAUGUUUCCAUAAUUGAGUUAGAUGACCCAACUUUCAAGCUAUCCAAUGAAAAGGAGGAAAAGUGUCCAUUAUAGGACAUUUUUCCCCCAGUUACUCAUCUUUUGGAAUUAAUUUGCAUUACUGGAGUAAGAUAAAGUGAUGUAACAGACUGCCUGUAUAGUGUAUUUAAAGGACACUACCAAAUUUGGAAUAGAAUAGUCGUGGAGUAAAUACCAGGUUCUGUGAUAUCACCACAAUACAUCCUCAUGACCCAUGUAACAUCUCCACAAACCAAAGACCCACUGUCCUAGCCAGGCACAUAUGAUAGUUAGAAAAUCUUCCUGAGUAAUUUCAAGUCCAUAUCCUGUUACAUGUGAUGGGUCUAUUACACAAGCAUUUUAUUUUUCCUACACCCAUGUCCCUAAAAUCUCAUAAGACAGAAUCUGGGCCUAAAAUAAAAUUUCAAUAAAGCAUCACUUCCAUGUUUUAUAUCCCCAUACUAGAGGUUUACUAUUGUAUGAAUAGUAUGAGCCUAUUGUAUGUAUUGUAUGAAUGUAUUGUAUGUAUUGUAUGAGCCUAUUGUAUGUAUUGUAUGUAUUGUAUGAAUAGUAUGAGCCUAUCUGGGGACUAGACAAAAAUGACAAUCCUAUAGCACCAUUUUUUUUUUAUUCAUACAUGUAAAAAGUAGUAACAUUUUUAAAAAAAUUUUUUAAAAGAUUUAUUUUUAUACAAGAACUGGGGUACAGGCCAGAGGCGCGGGAGGGUGAGAGGAUUCACCAGAGACAGAGCAGGGAGCAGAACAGGCAGACUGACCAAAAUACACUGCUGAGGGGAGCAGUGGGCGAGACAGGAGAGGUCUGCCUCGCCAUGUGGGUAUCUCCCUGGCUGGCCAGGAAUCAAACCUGCGCUGCAGAGGCUGUGGACAGCUUCAUAGCACUGUGCUCAACCCGCUGCACCACCAGAGAGGCCCCCAAAGUAAUAACAUUUUAAAUUAUGUUUUCUUAACAUUCAUUGGUAUGAAGAGGAAGCUUCACUCCUGAAACAUUUUUUCCUAAGUUUUCAAAUUAAGUUAAAAACUUAGUUUGAGAAGAUUUAGUAUACUUUCUAUGCAAAGUUUAUUAAAUCUUAAGACUCUAAAUUAUUAUUAGCCUCACACAACCAUUCAUGUAAAAUAAGUUUAUUGAUGAUAACAUAAUUUACUCCCUAUAUUUGAUAUUACAAACUUUAGGGUCUUUGAGAUAUGCAGGAUCCUUGUAUGUAACUGGCAUAAAUCCUGUAAAGAGAUAAUGAAAGUUCUUCACAAAAGAUGAGCAAUAUUUUGAUUAGCCCAAUUCAGUAUUUCAGACACACUUACCCAUUAUUUGAGCUCUCUUUAUUGCUUUUGUGAUUUCUUUUUGUUUCUUCCCACAAAGACCUGUAAAAGGAAACUUUCCUAGUCAAUAAUAAUUAUUAUUUAAAUACAUCAAGGAAAGGCUGGAAAACUUGUAAAGAGCCAGAUAGUAAAUAUCUUAGGCCUUGUAGGUCAUACAGUUGUUUCCUAACCAUUAACUCCGCUAUUAUAGCUCACAAAGCAGCCACAAAAACUGUGUAACUAGAGCAGUAGGCUCCUGAUUUAAAUACUUAGUCUAGCAUAAUUAUAGUAUACUCCAAAAUAACAAGGCAAUUUUUUAAGCCCAAAGUUUCUACAUGUCAGCAUGGUUAACUAUGAGCAUAAAGAUACACAAAAUAACGCUUUUGGCCUAAGAAGUGGCUUUCUCAAAGUACCUGUAAUAUCUGGUCUGAUGGUGAUUUACAGCACUAUUUGAAAAUCUUUUGAGUUCUAUUAAAUAACAAGUUAUUUAUAAAUAAAUAACAGAUUUAUAUCAUUAUUAAUCACAUGUAAGCUGUUAACAACAGAAAGCAAAUACCUGUUAUGUGCCUUCCAUAAAUGCAUCCAGUAAAUGGAGAAAUAAACUGGGACAAAAGCUGUUUUGAGUUUAUUUGGAAAAAGAAACAAAGUUGUGUUAAUACAUUUGUUAUUCAACCUUGACUAUAAAUUGAAGAAAA